CCUGACUGGACACGGAGCCGAAUUAAGUUGAAUGUUUUAUGCGUUUAAUGAUUAAUUACGAGCCGUGGGGAUGUUAAAUGAAGAUGCCUUUACCUCCUGCUUUGGCUGGUUCGGACUCUGACGCCGAGUAUUUCCGCAGAGCGUGAUUUCCAUCUAGUGGUCGAGAGAAAAAAGAAAAAACAUAGCGAACGUCACUGUCGUAAAAAUAACGACGCGCGGCUGCUACGCUUUACAGUAAAGUGUAGUUUAAACCAAUCGGCAUGGCUUCCUCGUUGAUUUGCAGCGAAACACAGAGCAGGGUGAGCUCGGUGUUAAACAGAGAUGUUAAGCAGUAUGGAAAGAAGUACAUGUUUGACUGUAAUGAGGAGACAUGCUGGAACUCAGACCAGGGUGAAUGUCAGUGGGUGUCCCUGGAGUUCCCCAAAUCUGUCAAAGUGUCAGAGUUGAAGGUCCAAUUCCAGGGAGGUUUCUCAGCAAAAACAUGCACACUAGAAGGUUGCCCAAAAGAUGGAGACUCUGCAGUUCUCAGUCAGUUUUAUCCAGAGGACAACAAUUCUCUUCAGAGCUUUCCCAUACAGGAGGCCCCUGCAGUGGACAAAGUAAAAAUAAUGUUUGAGAAUAGUGCCGACUUUUUUGGGAGAAUUAUUGUUUAUUCCCUGGAUGUCCUGGGGGAAAGAGCCUCAUGACCAUUUUUUUUUUUUUUAAAUCCCCUCAUGAGAGAGGAAAUGACCCCUGAGUAAAGUGCAGUAUGCAGGGUGGUGUGGUGGCACUCAGGAAACAUGUCAUCUAUACUGCCACCUCGUGAACUGAUGCAAAUGUGGCCUUUUUUGGUAUGAAUGCAUUCAGGGAUCUGUCAGGCAAUCUCACUCUUCAUUACUCAAACACACACACACACACACACACACAGGGCAUGUUGCAAGUUUUGACUGCACAUUUAAUCGGUAAGCGCACUUGUAAUCUGCUCGCUACACCUAUAUUGUGCCUUUGAGUUAAAGCGCCAUUCCAGUCUAAAAAUAAAUUUUUAUUAAAACAUGUUUACUGCCAUUUUGUUGCUGCUGCACAGCUGUCACAUUUAGUCCUCAUUCAUACAAAGUUUUUUUUUUUUACAUUGUAGGGCAUACAAAGUGAUGCACAAAACUGGAAUAAACAGUUCAGAAAUCAACAAAUGCA
Messenger RNA from Amphiprion ocellaris (clown anemonefish), 1170 nucleotides. RefSeq names its product nuclear receptor 2C2-associated protein (gene nr2c2ap). Lineage: Eukaryota; Metazoa; Chordata; Actinopteri; Pomacentridae. The record is from RefSeq and is a predicted model, not a curated record. The coding region runs from base 261 to 686 and encodes 141 amino acids. The transcript has 5 exons.